Messenger RNA from Erigeron canadensis, 1307 nucleotides. RefSeq names its product rho GDP-dissociation inhibitor 1-like. Lineage: Eukaryota; Viridiplantae; Streptophyta; Magnoliopsida; Asterales; Asteraceae. Gene Ontology annotation, cellular component: cytoplasm; membrane; cytosol. The transcript is spliced from 5 exons. The record is from RefSeq and is a predicted model, not a curated record. The coding region runs from base 335 to 1024 and encodes 229 amino acids. Gene Ontology annotation, molecular function: Rho GDP-dissociation inhibitor activity; protein binding. Gene Ontology annotation, biological process: Rho protein signal transduction.
CUCAUCCAUUCAAAAACCAUCACUUUAUUUCAAAAAAAUAAAUAAAUAAAAGAAAGACUUCAAUUGCUCAAUUAGUAACCUCCAAAUUCAAAUCAAAUUUUUUUUAUUCCGGAAUCCUAGAACAGACACAAACUCCACAUUUCAAGAUUCUCAAAAAAUCCAACCCCAUUUGAUAUUUUUACAAUUGUACACCUUUUUUUUGGCCUUAAUCUUGUGAAUUACCAAGUGGGUUUUCGUAAAGAUUGAAUCUUUUGUGAUAAAACAUCAAAUCUUUGAUCUGGGUAUUUGUGAAUUAGUGUGUUUUGUAUGUUGGAGCUGAUUUUGGUUCCAAAAAAUGGGAUUUGAGGAAAAGAAAGAAGGUGAAAAAAGCGGACAUGAUGAAAGUGGUAAUGAGAAACAAAAUGAUGGUAAUUUGAAAAGAGUUGAGAGUAAAUCUUCAUUAUAUGAAACAGAGGAUGAUGGUGAAGAUGCAGAAGGAAAUAAUAUACAAUUGGGUCCUCAAUGUACACUUAAGGAACACUUUGAAAAGGAUAAGGAUGAUGAGAGCUUGAGAAAAUGGAAGGAACAACUUCUUGGCAAUGUUGAUAUUAAUGAUGUUGGAGAAUCACUAGAACCAGACGUUAAGAUCCUUAGUCUUUCAAUCAUGUCUCCUGGGCGAUCUGAUAUUGUUCUUCCAAUACCUGAAAAUGGCAAACCUGAAGGUCGUUGGUUUACUCUAAAAGAAGGAUGUCCUUAUAGUCUGAGGUUCACCUUUCAAGUCAGCCAUAACAUUGUUGCAGGCCUAAAGUACACCAACAACGUUUGGAAAACUGGUGUCAAAGAUAGCACAAAGGCAAUGCUUGGAACCUUUAGUCCACAACCUGAACCGUAUACCUAUGAGAUGCCUGAGGAUACUACCCCAUCUGGCUAUUUCUCAAGAGGCUCGUAUUCUGCUAAGACUAAGUUUGUGGACGAUGACAAUAAGUGCUACUUGGAGAUCAGCUAUCACUUUGACAUUCGAAAGGAUUGGGCCUCCACUGAAUAGAGAAUAGAAAGAGAAAAUUCAUAGUAUAACUUUAGAAAACCUUCAAGAAGGUUUCAAUCUCUUAGUGUGAUAUGUAGAUAAAUUCAAUUGUAGUGUUGAUGCCAUAAGCUAGUGAGAGAAAUAGUUGUUUUUUUUGUGUGUGUUCAUGUGCUUGUGUUAUCCUCAAUAAAGAGGGAGUUUGAGGUUAGAUGAUCCUAGUUUUCGUGUCUGUUUCAAGAUUUAUUUGAAAUUACAUCCGUUGUAUAUAUGGUGUGCAGAUAUAUAUCUCUACUACAUUAUAAAA